AUGGAUGUUCCAAAUGAAGAAAAGCGUAUUGAGGAAGGUGAAGAAGAUGAUAAUUUGGAGGGAGACAAUGAUGAGAAUCAAGAAAGUAAUUUUGAUGGUUGGCAAAGUGGACCAGAAGAAACACCUGAGGAUGAAAGGAACACAGAAAAUGAAGAAUACAAACCGGUUAACAAUGGCUACGAUUCACCGCUUUCGCCAUUAAUUAUCAGAGAGAAGAUUGAGAGUGUGUUGCAUUUUUCUUCAUUACCUCUGGUAGAAGAUGGUACUCUAGAAUGCCUGCUCUAUCAGUCAUGGCGCACUAAUUAUGAUAGCUCCAUGAGCCCUUCGUUACCUGCGGAUUUCUUUUCAGUAGAACAUAUUCAGCGAAGAGAAAGGGAACUGUACAAUCCAGGAACUCACAUUUUGCAAAAUUUGAUAGACCUGGUAGAAUCUGCAGUCCCAUCGAUUAAACCAAAAUGGAUGCCAUUGGAGGGGGAAAAUAAAAUGCCAGACACUGACUCACUAGCAUCAGUCGGUCAAAUGGGGUUACAAGCCAUGACACCACCGAAUGAUAAUUUUGGAAAUAAUUUUAGUUCUCCACCAUUCUCGCCUCCGCAAUUUCCUAAUUACUUAUCAGUUGCUUCUGAACAUUCCACCUCAAAUCAUUUGGCUCAGUUUAAUCUGAAUUCAUCACUAUCUGGCACACCACCCGUCACACCUACUUCACACUUACCGCCAGGCAAUCUACCAUCAGAUUUACAAAACCUUAAACCAUCCUCAUCGAGCGAAUCAUGUCGAUAUUGCAUUGCCACUUAUAAAUUUCCUCAAGAUCAUGAUAAAAAAGAAUGCCCAAAAUUAGCGUGGAUGAAGCCAUGCAGAGUAUGCCACGCAAGCGGACGUCUAAAUCACACUUUUAUAGAGUCGCCUAUACUACGAGUAAUUCGCUCGGUACCCCUCGCUUGGUGGUUUUACAACAUCAUAUUAGAGCAUUGUCCGUUCAAGAAAAAAGUUGUUUUAAAAUUGAAAUGUGGUGAACGCAACAAUAAUGACAAAGAAAAUAAAGAUAAUAAGAAUGAUUAA
This is a messenger RNA of Brugia malayi, 1059 nucleotides long. Its product is annotated as 26S proteasome subunit P45 family protein. The record is from RefSeq and is a predicted model, not a curated record. The coding region runs from base 1 to 1059 and encodes 352 amino acids. The transcript has 7 exons. Lineage: Eukaryota; Metazoa; Nematoda; Chromadorea; Rhabditida; Onchocercidae.